AUGAGCUUUCAAGAUCUGGAGGCAGGACGACCCUUGGCAUCUUCAAGGAGAGAGUUGAUCAACGGGAAACAAGAUGCCACGCAAGCGGUUGCUUCUGGAAUCUUCCAGAUCAAUACUGCCGUUUCCACUUUUCAGCGUCUUGUUAAUACCCUCGGGACUCCGAAAGACACGCCUGAGCUCCGGGAGAAGCUGCGUAAAACAAGGCUACAUAUUGGGCAAUUGGUGAAGGAUACUUCAGCCAGACUUAAACAAGCUAGUGAAACAGAUCAUUAUGCUGGAGUCAGUCAAAGCAAAAAGAUUGCUGAUGCUAAAUUAGCAAAAGAUUUUCAAGCCGUUUUGAAAGAAUUUCAGAAGGCUCAGCGGCUUGCUGCUGAGAGGGAAACUGCAUAUACUCCUUUUGUUCCCCAAGCAGUCCUUCCUUCCAGCUACACAGCCAGCGAGGUAGAUGUGAGUUCAGAUAAAAAUCUAGAACAGCGGGCUGUCCUUGUGGAGUCGAGAAGACAGGAAGUCCUACUAUUGGACAAUGAGAUUGCCUUCAAUGAGGCUAUUAUCGAGGAGAGAGAACAGGGAAUACAUGAAAUUCAGCAGCAAAUUGGCGAGGUGAAUGAGAUUUUUAAAGAUCUCGCUGUCCUUGUCCAUGAACAAGGAGCUAUGAUUGAUGAUAUUGGCUCCCAUAUUGAAAGUUCCCAGGCUGCAACAGCACAGGGAAAAUCCCAACUUGUGAAAGCUGCAAAGACUCAAAGAUCAAAUUCGUCUCUGGCCUGCUUGCUCUUGGUGAUAUUUGGGAUCGUGAUUCUCAUUGUGAUUGUAGUACUUGCCGCCUAA
This is a messenger RNA of Dovyalis caffra, 825 nucleotides long. The record is from the annotation of a GenBank genome assembly. NCBI's taxonomy places the organism in Eukaryota, Viridiplantae, Streptophyta, Magnoliopsida, Malpighiales, Salicaceae.